GUGUACAGAUAAAAGGUGACCAUACUAGAAGUGACAGGUGUCAGGAAGCAUCAGUCAGGAAACCACCAGGGUGCCACUGUCGUCAGAAAACUGAGAGUUAAACCCUGGUGAUUUAUUAUCCUAUCCAGGCGACAUUUUGGGCCACGCUACAACAAGUUUUACCAUCGUAAGGAAACUUUUAAAUUAGAAGCCAUGUCGACUGGAGACAGUCGUGAGGCCAUCCGCCAGCUGCGCGGAGGGAUAAACGGGGUUUUAGACGUCCUGCACGACGUGGUGGAUCCUGGGAAGGAUGAGCUGCUCAUCCAAGUCUUCAGGAGGAAGCUGGAAACUGUGGAUGAAGGGAAGUGGAAGAACAUCCGUGAACAGUACAUCUCUGACGACGGGAAUAAAAAGGACCAGGAAAUACAGGAACCGGUCAACGGAAACUCGUCGGAUCCAUGGAAACUUUUCAUUGAUCUCAUCAACCGCCUGGAGAAAUGCAAGGGUGCAGUACUGGCAGAUGUCACGAAACUGUCGGAAAGGGAAGCAAAGUGGCUCUCACAAAGAGAGUUUCUUCAACAGGACGCAGCGGGCGCUAGAGCGGCUUUGUCCAGUGCAAAGUACAAGUGUGAUCAGUUGGAGAAGGAACUGAAGACGUCAAAAGCCACACUCGUCAAAACACAGGAAAUCCUGGUCGAGAAAUCCAGCGAGAUUGAAUCUUUGAGAAGAGCGGGAACGGUAGAGAUUUGGGGAAUGGAGCAGACGAAGUUUUCCAACGAGGCGGCCCAAAGGGAAGAGGAACUGGUGGCCAAACUCAAGGAGGUCGAGAGGGAGAAGGAGGAUAUAAAGGAAAGAUUACAGAAGAAAUUACGGGACCAAGAACACCAAUUAAAGCUGUUGAGAUUGAAGGAUGAGGUUGCAAUCAGGAAACCAAAGGAUGAAGUUGAACAAGACUUGGAAGAUACAAGAAGAAAACUGUUCAAAACAGAAAAGGAUCUUCUGAACGCAGAACGAGAAAUGCAGCUACAACAAAAGUACUUUGUCGGCUUCAUGAGGGGUCUGCAAAGAGAUUUCAAAAUCCUUCUGGAAAGGAGAGAACAAAAUGGCGGCGUGGCAGCCCCAAAGGACAUCAGGAACAUGCAGGAGAAGCUGGACCAGAUCCAUGAUGCAGCGCGGGAGGGUAAAAUGGCGUACCUCCGGGCAGACAUGCCGACUCACUACCUGGCACUGGACAAGGACCUGGGGGCGCACCCUCUUGGAAACAAGUUGUCCGCGAACUUUAGAAAUGGGUUAUUGGAGCCGUUAAGCGCGACUCGACCGAGCAGCAGCGCCUCCAUGCGGAGUAAUACAGGAGGGUCAACGCCAAACGUCUCCCGUCCGACUAGCAGCUACCUGCGACCGGAGGUCAAGAACGGGCUCAAGACCUCCAGUACGCCAAACAUUAGGAUGGAAGAGGAGCAAAAAGAGAAAGAGAAAGACCACCCUGACUUGGUGCACAAGAUGACAGGAAGAAUAGACAUGAUAGCCGUGAAGGCACAGUUCCCCUACCUGCUGGAACAGGAAGUCCGGGAGCACUACCAGCACUUCAAGCAGUACGAUAGAAAUAACGACUUCCACUUGGAUCUAGCCGAGGUUCUACAAGCCUUGACAGCUACAAUAGGGUACAAGUUCACGCCUUUACAGAUUAAGGAGGUGAUGUCGGAAGUCGACCAGGAUGGAAACCAUUCCAUCGAUUUCUUCGAGUACCUGACGAUUUCACAAACCUUGAUCAGGAAAGCAGGAAAAGCGGAGCUGUUUAAGACAGAACUGGGCAGAGAAGAGGGGCGAGCAGUGUCAAAGAUGUGCGUCAUUCAAUAGAGAACACUAUCUCUGAACUGUCGGCUUAAAAACAUCGAGGAGCCGAUGCCAUCCAUGCUGUGAUGUACAAACUACGCCUAUAUAUACUGUACAUAGAAACUGAAAUAUAAGUCUUCCAUGCAGAACGCCUAGCCUGUGUUCACACAAUCUCUCGCUGGCUGGGUUAAAUGACCCCCUCCCCCUAGGUGGUGGCAACUGUAAGGACGGCCGCUAGGAGCGAGAUUUUUAGUCAGGCUAUGCGCUAGCAGAACGCCACACUUCAUGCAAGAGACGUGUGCUACACCUUUGUUGUCAGUGCACUUGCAUGUUUAGUCACUUUUCCAAUGCAGAUGUAUAUAACGUUAUGUUUAAGUAGAUUGACAGACAUAGUGAUCUCUUUGUGUAGUGCUCUUUAAUGCCCCACUGUGGCCAGGCAUUGCCUUCUUCAAUCGAAUUCACUUAUUCGAUAGAUGGGAUGAUAUAAAGACAUUCUUUUGCACUACUAGUACUAUACGAGCAAUGCGAUCGACAUGUUGAAUAGAUUAUGCAUUUCAAUUGUAAUUUUCACUUGAUUGUUCUUGUACUGCUCCAAGCAGCAAAACCACAAAGUUCAUUGACUUUUCCGGGAGUUUAUCCAUAUUGUGAGGUGCACAACGUAGAGUACUGAACUACCAAAUAU
Branchiostoma floridae (Florida lancelet) is the source of this 2494-nucleotide messenger RNA. RefSeq lists its product as uncharacterized. Lineage: Eukaryota; Metazoa; Chordata; Leptocardii; Amphioxiformes; Branchiostomatidae. The coding region runs from base 193 to 1836 and encodes 547 amino acids. Gene Ontology annotation, molecular function: calcium ion binding. The transcript is spliced from 16 exons. The record is from RefSeq and is a predicted model, not a curated record.